GACAUUUCAAAAUGGCGGUGACAUGGGGGUUUCGCUGUGUGGCUUAUGGGGUUGUUUCGUCUGUGGUUGUUGCCGUUUUAAGUUCACUCUGUCUGUCCGAUGAGACUGAACUCGUUGGAAAAAUCAUAACAGGGAGUUUGGCAGCUCUAAUCGGCAUUACAUCUUUGAUCGCCUUCCACAUCUCGUCCCUGCGAUGUUCAGAGAGCCACACCCUACGUACUCUACUCCUGUCUUACAGAUGGCACCAGGGAGAGAAAAUAGUCACGCCCUUACUGAUGGCUAAGAUGAAGCAGAUGUGGAGGCAUCCACGCAAAGCCCAGGAGGAAUUACUUCAGAAGCUGACAAGACGAGAUGCGAAGACGGAGUACGGAAGGCAUCACCGUCUUGAAGAAAUUCACUCCUUGGAGGACCUCGUUAACAAGCAUCCCCUGACUUCCUACGAUCACUACCAGAAGUACAUCGAGAGGCUGGCUGAUGGUGAGGAAGGAGUCAUUGUUGGUGAGAAGCCCGUGAGAUUCGGGGUGACAUCAGGAACAACGGGAGUAGGGAAGAAGAUACCUUACGUCGGUCUCUUUUACUCCGGAGACGCCGUGAGCAAGAAGUUCUACCGUCUGACUGGUUAUCAGGGCAGCCGUCGACCAAGCCCAGUACAGAAGAGAUGCUAUCUGUACAUCCACCCCAACGCUGCCUACACAAAAAGUGGUCUAAUUGUGUGUCCAUACAUGCUCUUUGCAGACGGUGAUAAAUUCCUUUUUGCUGAGCAUAGCUCACCCAGACCGGCACUCCUCAUCUCUGACGAACCAGCUUCUGCGUACGUCCACAUGCUCUUCGCAAUAGCUGACCGGAAUCUGGGCCAACUUAGGGCAAUGUUUUCGCCACAACUGUACCGAGCUCUGAAAUGCGUGGAGACCAACUGGGAGAUGAUGCUCUCUGAUUUAUCGACGGGGAAGAUUAGCGCCAAGAUACCCCUAGAGCUUGAGUUGCGUCGGUCGAUUCAAAGCUACAUGAGGAGAGACAUGAACCGAGUCGCUGAGCUGAGGAAGGAAUUUGAGAAAGGCUUCGAGGGGAUCGUCAAGAGGAUCUGGCCGCAUCUUGGAGGAAUGGACGCAGUUGAACACUUGGGAUAUAAAAAGAGGAUUGAAGAAACCUACGGAAAAGGUUUUGUGGUUGGCAGUUUAAGGUUUGGAGGUACUGAAGCUGGAAUUAUCGCAAUUAACGUCUGGAUGAAAGAAGAGGUUCCACGCUAUGCGUUUCUACCGUUAAACAGCAUCUUUGAAUUCAUCCCAGAAGACCAAAGUUCAGAAGAAAAUCCGAAGACUCUUUUGUUAGACGAGGUGGAGAAAGGUAAGAAUUAUGAACUCGUGAUGACGACAAGGACCGGACUGUAUCGCUAUAGAAACGGUGACGUCAUAGAGGUAGCUAGUUUCCAUGAGAACUGUCCGGUGUUCAAGAUGAAGUACAGGAUUGGGGAGCUUCUGAACCUUGUAGGCGAGAUGUUAAACAGUUCUAUUGUUGCAACAGCAGUUAUUGAGACUGUCGAAGACUGGGCUGGAUGUCAGCUGAUUGACUGGACUUGCGCAGAGAGCUCUCUGUAUGACCCUACAACCUCCGAUCUGUUCCACGUCGUGUUUGUGGAAGUUGACCCUGGAGAUAUGAAAAUCACCGAUGACCAACGAUUACAGUUUGAUGCAAAUUUACAGAAAGGUCAUGACCUGUACAAGAACCGCCGUAAAUCGCAUUUCAUCUCCCCGGCCCGAGCGCACGUUGUCCGGCCAGGUACCUUCAAUGAGCUACGAGACUAUACCGUGUCUCGCACCACGGCCUCGGUCAAUCAAUUCAAGACGCCUCGGAAGCUGAGGACGAAGGAAAUGGUGGAGUGGAUGUUGCAGAGGGUGGCUUAUUAAUCCCAAUGGCGGUCAUUUUGAAAUACAAGAUGGCGCCAUCUGCAAUUUUUGGUGGCCCCUGUACUAAAAAUGCUUGUAUUGUAUAAACCAUGUGCCAAGUUUCAUGGAAAUAAUUGCACAAAAUUAUCAGCCUAGCCGCCCCACUAAUAAGCCGUGUCCAAUUUGGCGGCUAUAUCGCUACGGCUACAGCUAGAUUUCCGUGACAUCAUGCUUUGAGGUCCUACGGUUGAUUUCACAAAGAGUUGAGUCUAGUCUUAUCUUGACGAGUUACUCAUCCUACCUUAGGACUAGCCAUAUGUUUUUAAUAUCUCCUAGGACUAGUCCUAAGUUAGGACUAGUCCUAUACUCUUUUACUUGACCUCAUAUAUAGGACGUUUAUAGCAACUCCCUAAUAUCAACAGCCGAUAGCCGUAUAGCUGCAGACGCUAAUUCUGAUACGGCCGUAGCCUUUUGUCAAGGCCUUGGCCGGUGGCAUAAGCAGCUUCAUAGAGCCAGAUAUCCCAAGCGGCUUGUAAAGGGAGACCACGGAUAGAGUUUUGUAAAAGCCACGAAUUAGAUUAACCGGUAUAUCAUAAGGGCAUCGCCUAUCGCUACUGAAAACUGACGGGCGACGAAGUCUCGAAAUACAUUUUGUAAUCAAGAUUCUCUUUAAAGGCAGUGGACACUAUUGGUAAUUACUCAAAAUAAUUG
Asterias rubens (European starfish) is the source of this 2594-nucleotide messenger RNA. Its product is annotated as indole-3-acetic acid-amido synthetase GH3.4-like. Bases 12 to 1904 code for a protein of 630 amino acids. NCBI's taxonomy places the organism in Eukaryota, Metazoa, Echinodermata, Asteroidea, Forcipulatida, Asteriidae. Gene Ontology annotation, cellular component: cytoplasm. Gene Ontology annotation, molecular function: acid-amino acid ligase activity. The record is from RefSeq and is a predicted model, not a curated record. The transcript is spliced from 7 exons.